This is a messenger RNA of Epinephelus fuscoguttatus (brown-marbled grouper), 17018 nucleotides long. RefSeq names its product microtubule-associated protein 1B-like. Gene Ontology annotation, molecular function: microtubule binding; actin binding. The coding region runs from base 31 to 14112 and encodes 4693 amino acids. Gene Ontology annotation, biological process: microtubule cytoskeleton organization; axonogenesis; regulation of microtubule depolymerization. Gene Ontology annotation, cellular component: microtubule; dendrite; microtubule associated complex. NCBI's taxonomy places the organism in Eukaryota, Metazoa, Chordata, Actinopteri, Perciformes, Serranidae. The transcript has 7 exons. The record is from RefSeq and is a predicted model, not a curated record.
CUCUUCCCCUCGCUCACACCGGUAGUUGUCAUGGCGAUGGAGUCAGCCACGGCGUCGGCUCCAGGGGUUGUUGCCAUGGAGAUCCCGGUGCGAGGUGCGCUCCCGGUGGUUGAGGAAGACGAGGGCUACAGCGCUCCGCCGCCGCCGGGGUCCGAGGAGCCACUACGGUAUCGCCGAGGAGGAGGGAGACGGCGGCGCGGGGUGCCGUUCAACCGGGGCUCCUACUACAUGCUGAUAGUGAUCGGGGAGAUCGGCACGGAGCACCAGCUGGACACCGCCAGAGCGCAGAUAGAGCGAGGAAUUCGAUCCUGGGACGUCGACCUCAAGUGCUGCGACCUUGAUCAGCAGCUGCAGCUGUUUAUAACUCGUCACUCCGCCCACUUCUCCUCCGAGGUCAGAGGACAAAGAACUCUCCACCACAGAAGUGAUGUCCUAGAGACUGUGGUGCUCGUCAACCCUUCAGAAGACACCAUUGUAUCAGAGAUCCAGUCUCUAGUCACAGACUCAGCAGGACACAAGCUUCUGGUCUUGAGUGGUCAGAGCUCAGAUCACGGCGGCCUUCUUCUUCAAACUGGGGUUUUCACCUACCAGACCUUUUCACGAGUCUUUACUGAUCCUGGGGUCAGUGAAUUACUGGGCACAACAGCCCCCAAGCAGCAGGCAACACUUACUGUGUCCUGCCGCGGGGAGGUGGGCUGGAGCUCCCUGGGACAGCAGCAGAUCCUGCGGGAGUUCCUGGAAUACAAACUAAACCCUGAGUCUGUUCUUCCCAAGAUGGAAGGCGUCACAGAGUUCACAGAGUACAUCUCUGAGACGGUCGACGUCCCUUCACCUUUUGACCUCCUGGAGCCACCCACAUCCGGAGGCUUCCUGAAACUGUCCAAGCCGUGUUGCUACAUCUUUCCCGGCGGACGAGGAGACUCUGCUCUCUUUGCUGUGAACGGCUUUAACAUCUUAGUGGACGGAGGCUCUGAACGAAAAUCAUGCUUCUGGAAGCUGGUUCGUCACUUGGACCGCAUCGACUCGAUCCUGCUCACACACAUCGGCGCUGACAAUCUCCCAGGUAUCAAUGGGCUGCUUCAGAGGAAGAUAGCAGAACAGGAGGAGGAGCAGUCCCAAGGCUCCACCAACUACAGCGACUGGAUGAAGAACCUGAUCUCUCCUGAACUAGGCGUGGUAUUCUUCAAUGUGCCAGAGAAGCUCCGUAUGCCAGAAUCUAAUCUUAAAGUGAAGCGCAGCAUUGAAGAGGCCUCGCUGACUUUGCAGUACCUUAACAAACUAGGAAUCAAACCUGAACCACUUUUUCGAGUGGUCAGCAACACCAUUGAGCCCAUUACUCUGUUCCACAAGAUGGGUGUGGGCAGGUUAGACAUGUAUAUUCUUAAUCCUGUCAAAGACAGUAAAGAAAUGCAGUUUUUAAUGCAGAAGUGGGCUGGCAACAGCAAGGCCAAAACUGGUAUUGUGCUGCCCAACGGGAAAGAAGGAGAAAUAUCUGUACCCUACCUGACAUCAGUUACAGCCUUAGUCGUCUGGCUUCCUGCCAACCCUGCAGAAAAGAUCAUCAGAGUGCUGUUCCCUGGGAAUGCACCACAAAACAAGAUCCUAGAGGGACUGGAAAAAUUAAAGCACCUUGACUUCUUGCGCUAUCCUGUAGCCACACAAAAGGACAUUGCCUCCGGAGCUCCUCCCUCUGUUAUAAAACAAACCAAGUUAAAGCAAAGAACAGACAGCAAAGAGAGUCUCAAGUCGUCCCCGAAGACUACUGCAAAGACCUCAAAGAAAGAGACUGAAGGACAAGAUGAUGUGUCAGCCGCCACAGAGGCAAAGAGUGACUCUGUCAAGGAAAAUAUCUUGGAGAAAAAAGAGGAGAAAAAGCCCACUAAAACUAUAAAAUCUAAAACUGAUGUGCCAGAAAAGAAAAAACUCCUGAAGGAAAAAUCCUUAAAAAAGCACCCAAAGGAGAGAGUGUCAAAAAUGGAUGAGAAAAAGGACAAGGAAAAGAAAGAGAUCAAGAAAGUAAAGAAGGAUGACUCCAUUAAGAAGGAUGAAAAGAAAGAUGUUAAGUCCAAAGAGGACAAAAAGAAGGACACAUCCAAACCAGAGCUGAGAAAAAUUACAAAGCCUGACCUGAAACCACUCACACCAGAAGUCAGAAAGACAUUACACAAAGCUAAAGUGUCAAGUAAAGCAAAGACUGGAAAAAUCAAAGCAGCAAAGGCUUUACCUGCUGAGCCGAAGCCUGAGGAGCCGAAACCUGAAACUAUUCAACCUGAACCAGUAGAGAAUGGAGCUGUUGAGGGCACGUCUGUUCCCUCAACCCCAGAAGACCUCACCAAGGAUUUUGAAGAUAUGAAAAAAGCCGAAGUUGUAGCUGUAUCAGCAGAGCCUCAAGACAGUAAUGAGCUGACAGCACAAAGCCUUACCCAAGAGAAGGAGGAAGCACAAGAAACUACAUCUGAAAUUCCACCUGGCACACAGUCUCUAGAAAAGGAGGCAGCAGCCCCAGAAGAAGCUGAAGUUGAAGACAAAGACCAGGUGUUGACACAAGAGAGAGAAAUGGAAGAGGCUCAAAAGUUUGAGGAUGAAGGAGCAGCAACUCAGGAUGAGGAGGAGGAAGAGGAGGAAGAAGAGCCCCCUGCUGCCGUGAAGAAAACAGAAGAGGAGGAGGAAGAAGAUAUGGGAAUAGGUGAAGAGGUGGAUGAAUCAAAGGAGGCAAAGGAUGAUGGGCUUGACAGGAAACACGAGAUAGAGGAAAUGGAGAAAUCUGAAAUUCUCGCAGCUAAGGUUGUGGCAAAAGAGGAGUUACAAAUGAUUCCAUCUAAAGCCGAGGAGGAGGAAGAAGAGGAGGAGGCAGUGGAGAAAGCCGAACUGGAGGAAGUGGAAGAUUUAGACGUAAUAGCAGACGAAGAGAUCAAACCCAAAGAUGCAGCUGAAGACGAAAUCGUCACUGAAAGCAAAACUACUGAAAUCCCGACUGGAGCUGAAGAAGAGGAAGAGGAGGAGGGCUACCUGUCACAUGUUGCAGGGGCCACAGCUCCCAUAACCUCCGUAGUUCAAGGAGCUGCUGCAGCUGAACCCAUCUCCUACAUCCAAGAUGAGACAAUACCUGGCUACUCUGAGACAGAGCAGACCAUCUCUGACGAGGAGAUUCACGAGGAGGCAGAGGAAAGGAUACCACACCUCCAGUACGACGUUGGCGCUUAUGACAUCUCCGUUCCAGAUCAGACCGGAUCAUUUGUAGACAUCCACGGCAUGAGGGAGAUGCAAGCUGCAGCUAUGACCGAGAAAACUUUCAUCCCAGGUGUGCAGGAGCAGGUGUCAGUUUUCACCAACAUCAUCACUGCUCCUCUGGCAGAGGAGGAGCAUGUCUCUUCUGCAACGUCCAUCACAGAGUAUGACAAAGUGUCCUCCUUCCCUACUUCUAUCGCCGAAGACCAAUCUGUGGCAUCUGUCGCAGCACCUCCAGCUGAGGAACCACCCAAAAGCCCUGUCACCCUGUCAACACCACCUGAUGCCACCCAAGGCAAAGAACAGCCAACCUCUGCAGGAACACUUUCACCACCGUCUUUGGAAGAAGACAAACAAUCCAAGUCUCCAUCUGAUGACCUAACACUUCCUGUUACAGAAGUAAAGACGCCAGCUAAAGCUUCUGAAGCUCAGGAUGAGGAGGAAGAAGAAGAGGAAGAGGAUGAAGACCAAACUCCUAAUGUUGACAUUUCACUUGAAAAACUUCAAGAGGGCUAUGCUUCAUCUCAACUGUUACAGGGUAAAGAGACAGAUGUUGAAAAGCUUGCAGGCUCAGUGUCUCCAGUUUCUAUACAAGACACCAAACCAGUCCACCUCCCUGUCGAAGAAGAAAACAUAGAUGCUAUUGCACCUAAAGAUACUUCAUCUGUUGUGCCUACUAGACCUUUCGGAUCAGACUCAGUAACUUCAGAGAGUGAAGAGCGCUGCUUCAGUCCGGAUGAUAUCACUGUGAAAAUGGCCUCCCCUCCACAGUCUGGACCGCCGAGCGCAGCUCACUCUCCUCUUCGUCAGUCACCAGUGGAAGACAAGAUGAAGGUCUUCCCCGAUUUAGAGCCGCAAAAACAAGAGGAGCUCCCUGAUGUCGUCGCAGCUCAUGAAGACAAAACUGCAAAGAAAGACGAACCAGCAAUGCAAAAAGAUAUUGACAAACAGAAAGCAGAUCAGCAGGAAGAAGAAAUUUCAACAUCUUUGGACGAACCAUUUGAGAAGGACAUAAAAGAGGUUCCAGUGAUGAAGGAGACAGAAAAAGAAACUCCAUCAGUACCAAAAGAUGAAGGCAAACAAGCAGAAACAAUCCCUGAUGCUGCUGCGUCUUUAACAGAAGUUCUGCCACCUGCAUCAGCGAGGGAUUCCCUCGUGUCAUCUGGACAAAAAGAUGAAGAUAUUGACGACAAGCUCAAAGACAAAGAACCUAAAGUGCCUGUUCCAGGUAAAUUUCCAGAGAAGGAGAGUCGUUUCCUGGAUGAUGAUGAUGAUGAUGACAAGAAAGAUGACGAUGAUCACGAUGAUAAAUCUGCAGUUAAAACCGUCCAGGCGGAACAGGAGAAAGGAAAGGACGACACCUCCGAUGUCAUACAAAUCAAGGAUGAACAAAAACAGAAAUCUGUCAUCCAAGAAGACGUUUCUGCUAUUACGUCCAUCACGGAUGAGAAAGCAGAGAAAGAGGCAAUAAAGGAUGAUACCUCUGAUAUUAAACCCAUCAAAGAUGAGCAAAUUGCAAAAGACGUUCUCACAACUGAUAGAGCCAUAAAAGAUGAACAGAAAGAGUCCGAAAAAGACCAUACUCCUGAGGUCAAAACUACUACAGAAGCAGAGAAGGAAUUUGUUGCUUCUGAGGCCAAAGAUAUUAAAGAUGAGCAGAAACAGAAAGAUGAUGAUUUUGACCUUAAAACCAAAGGUGAAGUUAAAGAAACUGACCUUAAAAAGGAUGACGUGGCUGAUAUUGAGAUUUCGAAAAUGGAGGAGAGAAAAGAGACAGAGAAGGACGCUACCAUUGAUGUUAGCCCUAUAAAGACUGAAGAGAAAGAGAUUGAAAAAGUACAUGCCACAGAUAUCAAGCAGGACGAUAUGCACAUUACUGAGCCUACUAAAGAUGAGAGGGAAGAAGAGGCAGAAACAUCUGAUAUCAAAGUGAUCGAAGAUAAGAAAGAGGAAAAGGAGAUGGAAAAGAUAGAUGCUUCUGCUACCAAGCCUUUUACAGAUGAGCAGAAGGAAAAGGAGAAAGAGAUGGCUGACAUCACUGUUGCUAAACUCACCAAAGAAGAAGAGGUGAUCAGUAAGGAUGAUACAUCUGCUGUUUCCAUGAAAGAAGAAAAGGGGCAAGAGAUUUGUAAAGAUGUUAUCUCACCCGUCAGCAUCACCACAGUGGAAGAAAAGGACGCACCACUGAGUAAAGAUGAAAUUCUUGCUGACAAGCCAACCACAGAGCAAGAAAAAGAGAAAGAGGCAAGUAAAGAUGAUAGUUUGGACACCAAACUUUCCAAGGAACAGGAAAAAGAUACAACAACAAUCAAGGAUGAUGCAUACAUCAAACCUAUGAUAGCAGAAGACAAGAGGGAAGACAUAAGUAAAGACGAUACUGCUGCUAUUAAACUUACCAAGGCAGAGGACAAAGAUAAGCUGCCAAGUACUGAAGAUACAUCUGCUGUUAAACCAACACUUGGAGAAGAAAAGGAACAAAAGGAAAGUAAAGAGGAUACUGCUGCUAUCAAAAUUACCAAAAUGGAGGAAGAACAUGUAAAAGUAUGUAAAGAUGAAGAUUUCUCUGCUGCAUCAACCAAGGUAGAGGCAAAAGAGACACCUAAGGAUGCUGUCAAACCAGUCACAGAGGAAGAAAGGGGGCAAGAUAUAAGCAAAGAUAUCACAUCUACCAUCAAACCUGCCAAGACGGAGGAACAGGAUGUAAUGAGGAGCGAAGAUAUUUCAGCUGUCAAAACAUCCAAAGACGAAUCUGUUGCUAAACCCACCACAGAAGACGAAAAGGAGAAAGAAACCAGUAAAGAUGUUUGUGCUGACAAAUCAACGAUAGAAGAAUUAAAGGAGAAAGAAACCAGCAAAGAUAUUUCUGCUGACAAAUCAGCGAUGGAAGAAGUAAAGGAGAAAGAAGAGAAAGAAACCAGCAAAGAUAUCUGUGCUGAGAAAUCAACGAUAGAAGAAGUAAAGGAGAAAGAAACCAGUCAAGAUAUUUGUGCCGACAAAUUGACAAUGGAAGAAGUAAAGGAGAAAGACGAGAAAGAAACCAGCAAAGAUAUUUGUGCCGACAAAUCGACGAUGGAAGAAGUAAAGGAGAAAGACGAGAAAGAAACCAGCAAAGAUAUUUGUGCCGACAAAUCAACGAUAGAAGUAAAGGACAAAGACGAGAAAGAAACCAGCAAAGAUAUUUCUGCUGACAAAUCAACGAUAGAAGAAGUAAAGGAGAAAGACGAGAAAGAAACCAGCAAAGAUAUUUCUGCUGACAAAUCAACGAUAGAAGUAAAGGACAAAGACGAGAAAGAAACCAGCAAAGAUAUUUCUGCUGACAAAUCAACGAUAGAAGAAGUAAAGGAGAAAGACGAGAAAGAAACCAGCAAAGAUAUUUGUGCCGACAAAUCAACGAUGGAAGAAGUAAAGGAGAAAGACGAGAAAGAAACCAGCAAAGAUAUUUGUGCCGACAAAUCAACGAUGGAAGAAGUAAAGGAGAAAGACGAGAAAGAAACCAGCAAAGAUAUUUCUGCCGACAAAUCAACGAUAGAAGAAGUAAAGGAGAAAGAAGAGAAAGAAACCAGCAAAGAUAUUUCUGCUGACAAAUUAACGAUAGAAGAAGUAAAGGAGAAAGAAACCAGCAAAGAUAUUUCUGCUGACAAAUCAACGAUAGAAGAAGUAAAGGAGAAAGAAGAGAAAGAAACCAGCAAAGAUAUUUCUGCUGACAAAUCAACAAUAGAAGAAGUAAAGGAGAAAGAAGAGAAAGAAACCAGUAAAGAUAUUUCUGCUGACAAAUCAACGAUAGAAGAAGUAAAGGAGAAAGAAGAGAAAGAAACCAGUAAAGAUAUCUGUGCUGAGAAAGUAACAAUAGAAGAAAUAAAGGAGAAAGAGAAAGAAACCAGCAAAGAUAUUUGUGCCGACAAAUCAACGAUAGAAGAAGUAAAGGAGAAAGAAACCAGCAAAGAUGUUUCUGCUGACAAAUCAAUGAUAGAACAAGAAAAGGAGAAAGACACCAGUAAAGAUACCUCUGCUGACAAAUCAGUGAUAGAAGAAGAAAAGGAGAAAGAUAAGGAGGAAACCUCCACUGAGAAAUCAUCCAAGGAGGAAGAUGUUUCAGAUCAGGAUCAUGGUGUUGUUAUCAAACCCAUUAAGGAAGAAAAAGAUACAGUAGUAAUUAAGGAUGACAUUUCUGCCAAGCAGGAGGAAAGCAAAGACAUUCCUGGUGUAAAACCCCCUGCAGAUGAGGAGAAGAAGUUAGAGUUGAAAGAUGUUACAUCUGAUGUAAAACUCACCAAGGAAGAGGCGAAAGAAAUCCCAAAGGCUGAAAUUUCUGAAAAAGAAAUUACAGUCAAAGAGGAAGAAAGGGAAAAAGAGAAAGAAAAAAGUUCUGAUUUUGUGUCUGUCGAGGAGCAGAAAGAUGAUACUUCUGUCAAAACUAUUAAAGAUGACAAAGAGGUUGAAAAAAGUGACAUAAUUGACAAACAGAUAAAAAUGCAGGAGGCUAAAGAGCAGGAGGAGGCCGAUGUCUCUGCUGACAAACCAAUUUUGGAGGAAAUAAAGGAUAAAGAAACUGAAAAAGACGACACAAAAAAAGAAAAAGAAACAGAUUCCACUGUUGAGCAACCCAAGGACACAAAAGAGCAAGAGCCAGCUAAAGUUGAAACCAUCGAGGUCAAAGUCAAACAGGACACUUGCGAAGCUGAAUCCAUCAAACAGGAGGCAGAGAAGGAGAUACACUCUCCAUCAUUUACCGCCAAAGAUGAGAAAAAAGGGAAAGAUGAUUAUCCUUUUGAGCCUGAAUCUAAGAAGGAAGAUAAAAAAGAUAUAGAUCUCCCCAUGUCUCAGACCUUGGACGAGGAGAAAACUAAAAAGGAUGAUAUUUGUGGCGUUGAUGAUAAGCGUAUACAUGAAGAAACCUCUGAUAAGCUCACUGGAACUCAGAAAGAGAAGGAAACUUCUGAAGCUACAUCAGUUGAAAAGCAGCAAGACAUUUCUGUAACUACUUCAAGUGAAGACCUGAAACCAGUGAAAGAUGACAUUUGUGUGUCUCCCGGCCACAUCCAGGAGGAGAAAAAGGAGCAAGACAAAGAAGCAAAAGUCAUUAGUAGUCAAGAAGAGAAGAUGGAGAAAGAGAAAGACGAUGCACAUGUUGCUGAACUGAGCAAAGAGAAGAAAAUGGAAAAGGAGCAGGAAAAAGAAUACACUUACGACACUGAUGACACCAAAGAAGAAAAGACAAAACCAGAAGAGGAUGAAAAGAUGAUGAAAGAAAAGGAUGUUGGAGACAAGAAGAUAGAUGACAUUACUGAGAAAGACUCCGAUGCAGACCACACCAAAGAGGAGAAAUGGGAGAGAGAAGAGUUACAGGAGAAAGACCUGGACAAAACCAGUAAACAGCCCACACAGACACUAUCAGGAGACGCAGCGAUGGCAUCCAAGUCAGAUUACAAACCUGCAUUUGUGGUUCAGUCCUCUGAUGAAGACAGAGGAGAUGAAGAGGAGGAGGACAUUUGUAUGGGAGGAGCAGGCUCAAGACCUUUGUCCGUGGAGCCAAGAAAAUCCGAACAUGACAUCUCGUCUGCAGGCCUGCCCUCAUCCCCAAAACCACCGGCAAGUGACCAAACUAAACCGCCAAUAUCAGAGCAGAGUACAGUGAUCAUACCAACACUUACAAUGCAGGAGCCCUCUAUUGAUGAAGACGUCAAAGACUUUGACAAAGAAGAAUCCAGACUUUCACCUGAAGUCAGUAAAGAUGUCAUGAAAACAGAAACCACAGCUGCGCCACUUGCCAAGCCAGAGCCCUCUUUUGAUAUUGUCACAUCAAAGGAGGAGACUACCACUAUUCCAAAACAAGAAACAGCUUCUGAUGUCACAGCAGCUAAAGCUGAACCAGUCUCAGAUUCAGCUGAGAAAAAGCCUGUGUUGUCAACAGUAUCAAGCACUGACAGUCAACCCAGGAGCUCGACACUCUCAAGCACUGAGAGUCAGUCCAGUGUGGAGGAAAUGCCACAACAAGAGAAACAGAUACCAACAAGCUCAGGGGUGAGUGCUGCAGAGAAAACAAAGCUGGAGGAGAAGCCAGGAAAGGAAGCAGAGAGGGAGAUGGAAGGAGAACGAGAGGUGGCUUCUCCAGGAUUAUCACAGCCUUGUUCAUAUUUUAUGUUGGAUUCUGAAGACGCCAGCCAAACUGAAGUUGUAAAAUCAGACACUACAAAAAUGACCUCAGAGAAGGAAACGGCCAGUGGAAGCCUCGGAGAUGAACAGCAAACCUUUUGUGCGUCCAAGUACGAUCCGUAUGAAAAGCCCAUUCCAAAAGAUCAUGACUUGGACUCUCGGGAAGAAAGCGAGGUUUCUCUAGGUUUCGAUCACGCCUCUGAUAUUGCAAUUGAUGAUAACAGAAGAACAAGCCAGACAGAGGCUGGAGGAGCAAUGUUCCUCCUGGAUGAUCAGUACAAAGAAGAGCCUCUGUCCUUCAGCAGAGUGGACUACAGCCCGGUGUCCCUCACAGAGAGUGAGAGAAGUAGCCACCAAAGUCAAAGUGCCUCGCCUAAAUAUGAAGACAGAGAGAAAGGCCAAGAGGAAGAGAGUGAAAGAGAAGAAAGACCAGAUACACCUUAUGUUGACAAGAGCUUUUCAUCCGCAGACAUGCAAGAUAACAAAAUGUCCCAGGCUGCUGAGUCUUAUUCUUUCAGUCCCAAAGAGGACAAACCUGAGAAAUCCGAGAAAGAGAAAGAGGACAUGAUGGAAGGUGCUGCAGCAGCAGCUUUUCAACCAGGAGUAACAGGAGUAAGUGAUACAGUUUCCAGCGGUGCUGCUGUUCAAUUAGCCGGCGUAUCAUCGAGACAAGAAACACCUUCUCCCUCAUGGAGCCAAUCAGAUCUUGGUACCCAGGUUUCACCUACUCCCACGGCUUUUGCAGAAUUCACAGAAAAGAGAACAACUGAAAAAGAGAAAGAAAAAUCUGAGUCGCUCAAAGACAAAAUUGAUUCCUCUGAUCAUGACAGAGAGGGAUCUCCAUCUGGUCGGCAUUCACCUGCAGAAAAAGACAUUUUACUUCAACAAGCAUCACCUUUGGAGAAAGAAGAAACUUCAAGUGAUUCAAGGCCUGCAUCUGCUGCCACAUUUUCAGGACACGAAAUAGACGAUAAUGUUUUGGCAUCUGACAAUAGUCAAAUUAGCAGCUCUGCCUCUUGUAAAUCCAUGUUAGACCUUCCAGAUGGAAAAGAAAGCCUGAUAGACAAAAGGUUACUUGUAGAGGGGGAAGAUUUCAACGUUGAUGAUGAUGAAGAUGACGAUGAGGACGAGGAGGAGGAAGAAGAGGAGGAGUUAAGUGAUGUAGAUAUGGAAAAGGGUGCCAGAGAACAAUCUGAAAAAGAAAUGUGUAGACGUAGCUCUGGGGAUAGUGCCACAUUAGCAGAGGCAGAGGACUCAAAUAAAAAGUCUCAGUUGCCUGAAUCAAGUUUCCUUAAAGAGGAAACAAUCGGUAGAGCAACACCUGAUGAUGCCUCGGCUUCAGACAAGCAGGACUUGAGUAAAAAACCACCAUCCCCAGAAACAAAACCACCAUCUCCAGAAACAAAAUCACCAUCUCCAGAAACAGAACCACUCAAAGAAGAUACAGCCACAUCCAAACUUCCUGAGACAAAGAGUGAAGAUGUAGGUAAAACAACUCCACCCCCAGACUCAAGCGCUCAAAGAAUGGAUGAAAAGAGUUUCACUACAUUAGAUGCUCCAAAACUUCCUGAAACAAAGGAAGCAGAGGACACAGACAAGAAGCAUCUAUCUCCUGAACCAACCACAAAGAGAAGGUUGUCUUCAGCCGGGGAUUUUCCACCUCAUGAAGACCUGCCGUCAAAAAAAGGAGGUGAUGACAAAGGGUCUCUAUCUCCAAGCUUUUUGACAAAGGAAACGUGUCAACCAACAUCCACAAGCAGCAUGACGGGCAGCUUUUUGCCAUCUGAACAUUCAGAAUCCGUGUCCAAGACUACAUCUAGUCCCUCCCCUCCUCUAAGCAGUAGCUAUGCCGACAUCGGACAGAGUAGAUCUGAAGGUUAUUCCGAGCAUUUCUACAGUGAGGAGAGUCAAGUAGGAUUGAAGGACGAUAAGAAAGAAACCUCUGUGCUCUCAGAUGCCUCCGGGCUGUCCAAGCGAGGCGAUGAUAAAUAUUACAGCCAAAGAGACACCCAAGAAGUAAGUCUAGAUGAGAGGCAGACCCUAGAUAUCACCACAAAACAUGAAACUGCCUCAUCACCUUGCACAUACACCACCUUAACAUACUCUUCUUCAACAUACUCCUCCACAUCAUAUAGUUACUCGUCCUCAUCAUCAUCUGCUCCUUUGAGCCAAAAGUUUGAAGAAAAAGCCCAAACUUUCACAACGCCACCAAGCUCUACAGUACCUCUAGCCAAAGAGGAGUCAUCGUUUACAACAGAGUCUACAAGCUCCUGCUUUGGAGGGUUUCAGAGAGAUGAGUACAUGGAGGUGACGGCGAAACCUGCAACAAAGGUGACCUUACCCAGCCAGUUUGAUGAGACCAAACCAUCCUCUUCAGUGUUGUCUACAACUGCCAAACAAACUGAGGAUCAAAGCAGUUCUGCAAAGCCUGAAAUGGCAACAAAGUCAAGCACUGAUAGUUUUCAUAUGCUAGAAACUAAGAUUACAACAUCUUCCACAGCGCCAUCUUCACAAAGUAUCGAACCAGUAAAGGUGUUAGAGAGUUUAUCCACAUCAGAGGCUCGCUUUGAUGUCUCUCCCCUCCAAAGGGCUGACUCCUCUGAUAAGGUGUACCAAGAGUCAUCGGAAGAUGAGGAGCCUGUUACACUUGAAAUGGAUGACAGCACUCUACCAUGUCGUAUUGAAUGUCAAAAAAUCAAAGUGUCUGAGCAAAAGGAGACUUUUUCAUCAAUAACUGAGUCAUAUGUGGUUGAAAGUACCACACAGUCCACAGAGACGAAAACAGUCACCAUCACCUCUACUACUGUUGUGUCUAAACCUGAUGUGGUGAUGGAAACAACUCAACAGACAGCCUCACUUACUUCACUGAGUGAUUGUGGAGCUAGCAAAACCACAUGUGCCACAACAGACGUGUCCAAAACAGAGGAGAAAGAGAAAAUGGAUAAAACAGUGGGAGUAAAAGAGGAAAAGACAGAUGGAGCUAUUUCACCUUUGAAGGAGGAUGCAAAGGCUUCAGGAAAAGAUGAAAGGACAGAGAUGGCUAAAGACAGUGAAGUCAAGCAGAAAGCAGAGGAAAAGAAACAGGAGGAAAAGAUGUGUAAAGACAGCACAGAGGAGAAAAAGGCAACAGCUGAUCCAAAGAUGUGUGAAAAAGCAGAGGAUGGUAAGAAAGGAGAGGCAGAAAAAGUGGAGGAGAAAAGCUUUUUGGACAAACCACCAGAGAGAUUAGAAACCAGGAGAAGAAGCAGCAUAUCUGAUUGGGAGCUACUACAGAGGCCUGAAGACUGCCCAAGUGCCCCUCCUCCAGGUUAUGGGGAUGAUGAUGAUGAGGAGGAAGAGGAAGCAAUGGAAGCAAUGGAAUGGAUGGCCAGUGUCCACAGUACCUCUCACACAGAAACAUCCAGUACCGUGAGGGCUGAUCGUCCCUCUGACUUGAACACCGGCGCCACCUCCUCCUCUGCCUCCCAUCCAGGCUACUCCUCCUGCGAAUACAAACAUCGCAAAGGAGAACUUUCUCCGUCGUUCAUCAACCCGAGCCCUCAUCAGCUCUCCAGCGACGAGGGGGAAGGCGAGGAGGACGCUGGCAGUGACCACUCCCAGGAAGGGGAUGAGGACGAUCAGGAGCAACACUCUGUGAAAAGGAGGUCGCACAAGCAGAGGCGCCACCACGCUCAGAGUUACCAUGGAGACGCUGGACAAGGGCCACAACAGCAACCCGGCGCCAUGUCAUCUGGCUUGGCUGUGACAUUAGCUGGAGAGGAAACACCUCCGACAUCAGUGAGCGAGUCAUUGCCGUCACAGUCUGAUUCCGAUGUCCCUCCAGAAACCGAGGAGUGUCCGUCUAUAACAGCUGAAGGAAAUCUGGACUCAGACGAAGAUGCUGAACAUCUACCAGUCGACAAAUUAUCUGGAGCCGGGGGUGGUCACCAUCCUCCAUCACCAAGGUCAGCUCAAAAGACUCAUGACCCCCUACCUACUCCAAUGAAGGACCCGCAUCCCCACCCUCCACACCCAGAUGUGUGCAUGGUAGAUCCGGAGGCGCUUCCCAAUGACCACAGCAGCACAGAGAAACUUCUGAAAAAGGAGCACAAGACCACCAAGGGCCUCAGAAAGGGCAAGCCCAAGUCAGCCUCUCCUGCUCGUAAGGGGGAAGUCAGGAAAAGGUCCUCUACUCCAGUGAAGCAGACUUCUAAAGACUCUGCCUCACCUCGAUCAGCUUCCCUCAGGAGGAAGGACCCAGACAGAAGCUCCAGGCUAAUCAAGAUGUCUGAGACCCAGGGCUCCAGGAGUGAGCUGCUCAACCCAGCGAAGGCCUUGGUCAACGGUGUCAAGAGCAGUUCAGGUAACAACUCCCAGAAAACUAGCUCGGCCGUCCCCCCUGGACCACCCAUCUAUGUCGACCUUGCCUAUGUGCCCAACCACUGCAGUGCCAAGAAUGUGGACCAGGAAUUCUUCAAGAGAGUGCGAGCUGCAUACUAUGUGGUGAGCGGGAAUGACCCUGGCAGCGGAGAGCCCAGCCGUGGAGUUCUGGACGCCCUGCUGGAGGGCAAAGCUCAGUGGGGCUCCAAUUUACAGGUCACUCUGAUCCCAACCCACGACACUGAGGUGACUCGGGACUGGUACCAGCAGACCCACGAGAGGCAGCAGGACCUGAACAUCAUGGUUCUGGCCUCCAGCAGCACCGUAGUCAUGCAGGACGAGUCCUUCCCUGCCUGCAAGAUCGAGUUCUGAGCUACACGAGCCCCGCUGUGCUUCCCCUGCCCCUCCCAUCCUCCCUGUCCCUGUCAUCUGUUCUUACUGGAGGUAGAGCGAGAGCUAACAGCACUCUCUGCUCCUUCAAGGCUUCUUGCUCUCUCAUGGUACCAGUCUCAAAACGCAUCUGCUGCAGCUCUCGAUACUCUAGAUUCUGUUAGUUGAAGUCAAAGUCAAAACUCUGGGUUUAUGCUCUCUGUGACAGUGGGGUUAUCACGCAAAUAAUAAUGUACUUUUAUGUUUGUUUUCUACUGUGAGUUAACAGUCUGCCCAAACACACCUCUUCUACUAGCACUAACAAUCGUGGUUACAAAAUGUAAAACAUUUACUAGCAUAAUAAUGCUUUUGCCUCAUAUCUAACAGAUAAAUGGACAUUAUUAUCCCACAAAUGCAUAAUGCCACAGUUAAACUAUAGAAUAAUAGGGUGUAGAUCUUAAACUGUGUGGCUCAAAUCUCUAUUAAUUUGGAAAUGUGAUACUCCCAAGAGGCAAAUCUCUCACCUAAAAGAAGUGCCAAAACACUGCAAAACAGUUCUCAUUAGUUAACUCCUCCAAAACAUCUCCUAAAAUCAAAAAGUGAUCAAUAAUUUUAGACUGUGUGCACAGUGUCUUUAGAAGAUUAGACAUUUUUUCAGUUUAUUUUCCAUCUGUGCACAUAACAAACUCAUCUGUUGCAAUUCUGAUCACGCUACAGUAGUUUUUGGAUUAACUCAAUAACGACAUAAAUUGAUGUUAUGUAAAAGACAAAAAAAAAAAUUUAAAUUACGUCGUCAUUUGUGGUGAGGUCUUAGGAGGUGCCUGAAGUUGCCACUGUUUGAAAUCUUUCUUCUCGGCUUUCACAGCUUAGCUGGUGCAUGAUGCUUGCGUUUUAGCUCGGACUCUUUCAGAACUGCGUAGGGUUAAUCCUUCCUUUAGCCAGCCUUCAAGUGUGGAAUGCAGUAUAGUGUAGAUAAGUUACUACACUGUUUGGCUGUCGACGCUAAAGUGAACUCAGUAGGCGCCAGGCACAAAGGACGAUGUCUGUACACUAAUCAUAUCUCUGCUGGAUGUAAUGGUUCCUCUCUAAGUCUUUAUCAUGCUCUUUGUUGGUUGUAUGUACUACAGUAUACACAUAGGGUAAAUGUUUCUAUAUCAAUACAGAGGUUAUGUUAAAUAAAUUAUAUAUUUUGUGAUGAUGCAGCAAACUAUGAGGCGAAUGUAACGUUUCUGGUCAUGCGUUUGAGAAGAAGGUUUAAUUAACAUUAUCUGUCAUUUCCUCCUGUUCAGCUACAUUUUACUGUCUCUGUCAAUAUCACAAAGCGAUGGGAGAAUAAAAAAAAAAACAAAAAAACAAGCAGUGACCUGUGACAAAUGUAGCAAUGGAAGCUUGUGCGCUUGUCCCUUCGGAGGGAGCGUUACGCCAGUGGAAACUGCAAUAUUUAUAUUUAUUAUUGGGGUUAUUUUUCAGGACAAAAAAAGUGUGAAGUAUGUUACAGGAGGCUUCUUUCAUGUGCCUUUUAGCUUGUGGUUUUGGAGUUUUGAAGAGAGGGGAAUAUUUUAAGGACAUGUCAGCCAUUUUAAAGCCGAACCAGAAACCAGGGUAAAACAAAGAAACCAAGUACUUUGAAGCAGAGGACCAAUCAGUUCACACAGUACACGCACAAACUUUAGCCACACCCAGGACGCUCUGAAACACUACACUAAAUAUCUUUGGAGCUCUGAAAUCCGAUUCAGCAUUAAUCCACAUUCUGAGAUGCCACUUUUAAACAAAUAUGAAUGUCUCUGAGCAAAGUGUUGCACCAAAUAGGAAUGUACUUUUCUGAGAGUUUAAGAGUUGGAUUUUUGUCUGUAGUUGAAGCACAGAGAGUGAGUGUGGUAGCAGAGAAUAACUGUUCACUGUAUUAUGAAAUUUUCUACAAGACGUUUCUCAAAAAAACUGAGCUUGCUGUCAAACACGGGACGACACUUUAAUUAUAAAGCAAUUACCUACUAUUAAUCCCAGAGUAAUAUUUAAAGAAUGAGCAUGAAUGUGAUGAUUAUGAUUGUACAGGACGAAGAUAUAAAGUAAGAAUAUCUUUGAAGUAGUAUUGUGUGUGUGUGAGUAUAUGAUACACACCGAGUAGCUGUUUUUGUAACGCAGCAUGGUGCUGAGGCGAGUGACUUCUGUGGGUUCAGUACGAAAGGUCUUUCUGCUUGUUCACAGACUGAUUGGAGAGUCGCUCAUGUGCUGACGUAGAACAUGAGGCCAAGUUUUAUUUCUUCAUUUGUAUGUGAAUUUUUAGAGUAACAAAUUUACAUUUUCCAAAUUUGUGCCGAGACGCAAAUUUGAUUAGUUUUUAAAUUUCAUUUUCGUCUAAAUAAGAAAUACAUUUCUGCCAAGUCGGCUCAUCACAUGAUUUUUAUUUUUGUUUUGUGAGGAUUGAUAUGAAGCGAGGGGACAGGCCAGGCUGGGCGACAGAAGAGAGGAGGCUUGGGUUUCCUGAAAGGACUUUGUUUGAGCUUUUGACGACACAUUGAUUGUCAGGAUGUUGCCAACUAAAAGCAGGGAGGAUCCUCUGCUUGCACAUAUUUACUAUUCCCUCAACCUGAUUCAAAAAUAUGGGACAACCCCCACAGAAGGCUAGAGCAUGCUGUCAGCUGAUGCUAGCCUGGGACCAGUGCCAUUUUCUCUCCCUGUAAAACUCAUAAAGCUCACACUACCUUAUACCUCAUCUUCCAAAGCCUCCAUGCUCUCCGCUCUGCCCGGCCUCCCCCAACAUUAGACAUGUCCAUUAUGCACAUUGAGCCUUGGUAUGCAUCUCGUGCUUGUGAUGAUUCAGGCAGACAUAGCUUUUUAUUUUCAUCCCACUGGGGAGAGUUUGAUGCAGAUUGUAUAUUAAACAGCUGGGCACGCACAAGUACACACCC